AUGGCGCAGAUGGACGACUCUCUUCUUGGAAAUCGGCGACAGUGCCGGGCAGGUCUGCUUCUGUGCUUGCUGGCUAUCCUGAGCAGUCCAUGCCACGCCUCGCCCCGGUCAUCCUAUGCGCUCUUUCACCGUCUGGGCCCGGCAUUGGCCAGCGCAAACUCGAGCACGCCGGUGACGGCGCCGACGGGCGGAGGAUGGCAGAAACGGGCGGUCUUGGAGAUCGCGUCGGCGGCCGAAGUCCGCACGGCCGACCCUGUGGACCAGCCGCUCCAAUUCACCGUCGCCUCCUUCUCGAAAUCCGCCGAUCCGCUCGUCAUCCCCGCCGCAGACGACGCAGCCCUGCCGCUCGAGGCUUGGGAAUACCAGAUCAGCCUCGUGCCCCUCGACUCCCUCGAGCUCCCGGGCGAAGGCGGCCAUCCUGAUACGGGGUUCGCAAUCAGCUCAUUCCCAUUGUGUGCGUUUCUUCAGGACGAUUUGGAUUCGAAGAGUCCGUUGAGCGAAUAUCUAAACAUAUGGGUUCGGCCGAGCUCGUCCGGAAAGGAGGCAUCGCCAUUGAGCCACAACCUGCAACUAGAUCUCCUCGGCAUACAAUGGUCGUCGUCCCUGUCCACCUCUCCUGCCGUCACCUGCCGUCCAUCCUCGGCGGCCACCCCGCAUCAGACCGAUAUCCUGCUGCGGUCGAAGCUGGAAGCCUUGGCGCUUAACCAUCGCCACUCGCACAUGAAAGUCUCUGUCCGAAGGCCCGAAAGAUUAUCCGAGCCGAUCAUGAACCCGUAUCCGGUCGCCAAACCGCCCGAGUUCUUGCCCGAUGGGUCCGUCAAGCCUCCGCCUCCUGAGAAAGGCUGGCUGGCUAAAUACUGGAUGUAUAUCCUGCCCGUCGUCGUCAUGCUUGUUGUCGGCGGCGGGCCGCCGCCGCCUGAAGAAGCUGCCGAUCAGCAGCAGGCCGCUCCCGCUGUACGAGCCAAUUAA
Molecule: messenger RNA, 969 nt
Organism: Puccinia triticina
Lineage: Eukaryota; Fungi; Basidiomycota; Pucciniomycetes; Pucciniales; Pucciniaceae
Exons: 4
Coding region: 1-969 (322 amino acids)
Source: RefSeq, a predicted model, not a curated record